Molecule: messenger RNA, 1338 nt
Organism: Acipenser ruthenus (sterlet)
Lineage: Eukaryota; Metazoa; Chordata; Actinopteri; Acipenseriformes; Acipenseridae
Gene: igfbp7
Product: insulin-like growth factor binding protein 7
Exons: 5
Coding region: 92-880 (262 amino acids)
Biological process (GO): regulation of cell growth; regulation of signal transduction
Cellular component (GO): extracellular region
Molecular function (GO): insulin-like growth factor binding
Source: RefSeq, a predicted model, not a curated record
ACUUUAUUACAGUGCUGCAGCACGAAGGGCAGGACACAAAGGGUCCGAGAUCUAUAAAAAGAAAUAAUAAAACCAAAAAAAAAAAGAAAACAUGUUGGCACUUUUCGCUUUGCUCUUUGCGCUCUCCUAUGUGAUACCUGGCCAGGGUUCUCUGGGUUGUGCUCCGUGCCAACCUUCGCUCUGUGCCUCUCUCCCGGCUGAAGGCUGUCCAGCGGGCUCGGUCCUGGAUUCUUGCGACUGCUGUUCGGUUUGUGCAGCCGGGCAGGGAGAGCCCUGCGGGGGGCGAGGAGGCGCGGGUCGCUGUGCUGCCGGGAUGGAGUGUGUGAAGGUCGGUAAAUCAAACAAGCGAAAAGCCGGUGUUUGUGCUUGCAAGAAUGCUUACGAAGUGUGCGGCAGUGAUGGGGUCACCUACACCAACGACUGUGAGCUGAGAGCUGCAAGUAUACAAGCUAAAAAUACGAAGCAGGCUGAAAUAACUCAGCUACAUAAAGGACUUUGUGAACGAGCGCCCUCUGUUGUAACUCCUCCAAAGGAAAUCUGGAAUGUGACAGGAGCUCAAGUUUAUCUGAGUUGUGAAGUUAUUGGAAUCCCCACUCCAGUUCUUACCUGGAAGAAGGUUGUGGAAACCAAAAAAGGCAUAGAGAAGAUGGAGUUGCUGCCUGGUGAUCGUGACAACCUUGCGAUACAGACCCGCGGUGGACCUCAAAAACAUGAAGUUACUGGCUGGGUAUUGAUCUCUCCACUCACCAAGAAUGAGGCUGGUGGAUAUGAAUGCCAUGCUUUGAAUUCCAAAGGGGUGGCAAUGGCUUCUGGACGUAUUAAUGUUGUGGAUUCACUUGAUGAGAUUCCAUCUAGCAAAAGUCCUGUGGAAGAACUUUAAAGUGAAGUAGGUUCUCACAAGUAGCACCAGACAGGAUCAGGAAUAAAUAAAAGCCUGCUACUCUUCACAUCUGUCCAGCAUAGCGAUCUUGUCAAGAUGCAGCUGCUGAAAAUCUUCACAGCACUUAAAGCUAGAAUCUUAAAGCUUGUAUUUUCUAUUAAAAUAUUAUGUAUGCUUUAAAAAAACAAACCCAUCUAUCAAUGAGAAUGUUAAAAGGGACAAACAUUUCAUUUUGACGCAUGUUUUACCUACGAAUUUAUGAUUGUGUUUAAAGUUACUACUAAGGAAGUUAUAAUUGUUAUACUUUCAGAUUUAAGCUGAAACCAAUUUAGAAAACACUAUAGUGUAGUCACAAUGAUAAUACAUAUUACAUGCUUUUGUUAUAAGGUUUAAAUAUUUAACCUUUACAGUGUUUAUAUAAAAAAUGUACACUAAUAAACUAUAUUCUUUGAAUCCUA